Molecule: messenger RNA, 957 nt
Organism: Solanum verrucosum
Lineage: Eukaryota; Viridiplantae; Streptophyta; Magnoliopsida; Solanales; Solanaceae
Exons: 8
Coding region: 1-957 (318 amino acids)
Source: RefSeq, a predicted model, not a curated record
AUGAUUGGCGAAAAUAGAAAUACUACAACAACUUCUAGUCGAAAUAAGCCAGCAAAGAAAAGUCCAUUUGAAUUCAAUAAGUCCAAAAAAGUGAUUGAAGUGCCUCGAGUUUCCCAAAGAAGUUCGUUUGGAUCUAGAAAAUCAAAAAAAGUGUUUGAAGUGGCUCAAGGUUCCAAGGGAAAUCAAAAUAGUCCAGUUGGAUAUGAUAAUGCAGAAAAAAUGACUGAAGUGUAUCGAGAUGUUCAGAGAAGUCUAUUAAAGUCUAAAAAGGCUAAAAAAGUAAUUGAAGUGGCUGAAGAUGCUACGAAAAAUGAAACUAGUCCAUGUGAAUAUGAUAGGACAACCAAGGUGAGGGGAACAAACAUUUGUAAGAAAGUUUUGCGAUUAAGACCUCGAGAAAAGUUAAAAGUUACUUUCUAUCAAAAUCAUGUCGUUGGGCCGAAUGACACCUCAUUUACAAGACACUUGGGUUUGCUAGUUUGUGAUCGUAAUAUGUGCCCAUUGCGGGUACACUCAUGGAUGGAUAUCGAAGAGCACAAGCUUGAGCAUAUGUGGGAAACUGUUACAGGAGGCAAAGAUGGUAAUCCACCAAACAUGGCAACUAUCUUCUUUGAGACUCGUAAAAAGGGAAAUGAGCUUGUCGAACCCGAAUCCAAUGAAAAUAUGUAUGCUGAAAUUCAAGAGCUUGUACAAUCUGAACCAUCUCUUACUAAUAUUGAGGUAGUGGAACAGUGCUUUGUACCUCAAUGCAAAAGUCAUGCAGUUGGAUUUGGUGGUGGGAUAACCACUAAGGAGUUGAAAGGUGGUAGUACUUCUAAGGCUGCAUUGUUGGAAGAACUGAAAACAACUCGAAAAGAAAAGGAAUCACUACAAAAGUAUAUUGAUAUUCUAGAGAGUAAAUAUGAUCGCCUUGAAAGUAUAGUGGUUCGUCAGCAUCCAUCACCUCCACCAGGUUAG